AUGGCGAUGGCGAGACACUUCAUCUUCUCAGUGCUGGUGGUGAGCAUAACUCUGGCAGCAGCUUAUGUUGAAGAGCUGGAUGACAGAUUUAAUGAGAUGCGUAAGAGCGAGCCCUGGAUGGUGCAAUUUUACGCUCCAUGGUGUGAAUACUGUAAGACAUUCGAUCUGAUAUGGUACGACGUCGCGUCCGAGCUGAAGAGUCAAGGCUCUCACGUCAACAUGGGCAAAAUGGACAGCACUGUCUACACCGAUGCAGUCACUGAGUUUAAUAUUCGUGGAUAUCCUUCAAUCAUCUUUAUAAAAGGUGAUAAGUAUUUUCACUACAAUGGUCAGAGGACAAAAGACGCCAUCCUUGAAUUCACCGAGAGAGUAUCUGGUCCGUUCGUGCGGGCUCUGAGCAGCGUCCGGCUCUUCCAGCAUGCCCUGAGCCGCCAUGAGCUUUUCUUUCUGUAUGUCGGCGGGAGGUCGCCGCUUAAGGGCCAGUUUUAUAAAGUGGCAUCUGAGUUUAUCAUCUAUAACUAUUUUUUCUCUGCCACCGUGGACGUUUUACCUCAGGCGGUCACUCUGCAAGAUGUUCCCUCCAUCGCGGUGUUUAAAGACGGAUCGUAUGACAUCUACGACGAGGUUCGUGACGGUAAUCUUUCCUCCUGGGUGGACCGAGAGCGUUUUCCUGGUUACUUCCUGAUGGACAGCUUCUCGUUGUAUCAGAUGGGUGAGCGAGCUAAACUCAUAGCUGUUGCUGUGGUGGAUGAGAAAAACCCAUCUGCAGAAAGUAUUCGGUAUAAGAACCUUGUGGAAAAGGUGGCCACGGAAUACAGAGACCAGUACGGCACGAGCUUUCAGUUUGGCUACGUGGAUGGAAACGACUACAUCAACGGCGUCAUAAUGGACGAGUUACCAAUGCCUUCUUUCAUCGUCAUGAACAUGUCCAUCGACGGAUAUUAUCUACCCGGAUCUACAAUCGAGACCAUUGAAGAUCUCGUCCAGGUCCUCGAUAGCAUCCUGACUGGAAGAUCUGAGUUACUCGGAGGGAACGGAUUCCUGCGGCAGAUAAAGAGGCUUUAUUAUCGUGCGACGUCUGCUGUAAAGACGAGUUUCGCCUCAGCUCCCUUCGGUACGUGUUUCCUUAUUUCCUUGCCGCUGGUGGUGAUUGGAUUCAUCGUCGUGGGAAUCUGUACUGCUGAGCGAGUGGAUGAUGAAAAAGCAGACGAUGGCGCUGGUCCUGCGGUCACUCGCAGGAAAAGAGCAGCGCUGAAACACUCUGAAGCCAAGAAAAAAGAUUAACACCACCACAAACAUGGCUCCUAGCCCUGGUCCUCGACUGCCAUUACUUUAACUGUUUUUUUCUGCUCUAACACACACACACACACACACACAUUAACUCAAACUGACAAAUUGCUCUCAUUAACCAUGUUAAAGCAGACAACUCUGCACUCUGCACUGCGUUAUGAGAAAAUUAAUUAAUCAUUCAUGGAAACUCAGACGUUCCACUUAUAAAUAAACAAAAAAUCUCACAUAAUUUAUUAUUCGUAAUGCAUUUUCUAGCACUGUUCUGACUAACAGCACGAAUGCUAGGGUUCUCAGGGAAGUCUCAGUUUUUAAUUCUAAUGCUUGAAGGAAUAAAACAUCGUGACUCUACGGGAAAACAAUCGAGGAACGAAAGGUUGCUGCAGUGACCCAGAAUCACUUCUAUCCCUCUGUUGUUACAGCACAGACUGAAAUGUUCUAUUCCUCUAAAACACUGCAAUUUGCCAAAUGCUAGCAUAUUUUAUUUCAGAAUGAAGCGUCAUGCAUUUUUUUAAAUCCAUUUUUAGUUGCAUCUUAAUGUCGUGGAGAAAAACCACAAAAUGACUCGGUUCCUGUUCCGUCGUGCUUUUUUUUUUUUUUUUGGUCACAACUCUGGUUAAUUUCCUAGCCACUUUAGAGGGUAACGUUAUUAUUUGUACUUUCUGAUGUGGCUUGUAAAAAAACAGUGUAUUAUUAUACUGUUUAUAACGCACACAAAUAGUAUGUGUCGCAAACUACCGUAUUAUUACAGAGUGUACGAAACACACUGCAGUCUGAGGAGGAUGGAAACACGUGAAUUUAAAGCGCUUCAAAUUUAUUUCCGAUUACUGAUUUUUUUUUCUCUUAAUAUCUAAUUCGAUGGCAUUCUGUUGCUGGUAACAAUGAAGAAUUGUUCGUAAAGCCUGAAAACACACUCAGUAAUACUGCUUUAAUUUCUUUUCGGCUUUUCCCUUCAGGGGUCUCCACAGUGAAUCAUCUCUCUCCACCUAUCCCUAUCUUCUGCAUCCUCAACACUUGCACCCACUAGCUUCAUAUCCUCAUUUAUUCCAUCCAUAUACCUCCUCUUUGGCCUUCCUCUUUGCCUCCUGCCUGGCAGCUCCAUGUCCAACAUUCUCCUACCAAUAUACUCACUCUCCCUCCUCUGAACAUGUCCAAACCAUCUUAAUCUCUCCUCCUUAACUUUGUCCCUCAAACGUCCAACA
Molecule: messenger RNA, 2489 nt
Organism: Hemibagrus wyckioides
Lineage: Eukaryota; Metazoa; Chordata; Actinopteri; Siluriformes; Bagridae
Gene: tmx3a
Product: thioredoxin related transmembrane protein 3a
Exons: 16
Coding region: 1-1284 (427 amino acids)
Biological process (GO): peptidyl-cysteine oxidation
Cellular component (GO): endoplasmic reticulum
Molecular function (GO): protein disulfide isomerase activity
Source: RefSeq, a predicted model, not a curated record